Molecule: messenger RNA, 8534 nt
Organism: Glossina fuscipes
Lineage: Eukaryota; Metazoa; Arthropoda; Insecta; Diptera; Glossinidae
Product: serine-rich adhesin for platelets
Exons: 7
Coding region: 2190-8234 (2014 amino acids)
Source: RefSeq, a predicted model, not a curated record
UUCCAAAUUCGUUCAAUAAUGCAUAAAAAAUCUGAAUUUGUUAAAAAAAUUACAAAAUACUGUGCAAACUAUGUGAAAUUGUAGAAGAGUAGCAUUGAUUUUGCAACGUUACAAAUUACGUUUGCUUAAAGGUUAUCAAAAAUAAUUUGUAAGAAAAAAAAAAAGAGAAAAAGACGAGUUUUGCUAUUAUAUUCGGUGCUUUUGUAGCAACGGAAAAAUACAACGGUGUUUUGUGUGUACAAUUCAUUAAAAAAGUUAUAAAAGUUUCAUUUGAUAAAAAGAACAGUCUCUUGUUUUUAACAAAAAAUAUUUGAUGGCAAUAACUUUUAAGUACGGUAUUGUUUGAAGAGUGUGCUGCUCUUGUGUGAUCUAAUAACCCAGUUGGAAAAAAAUCAUGUAGUGUUUAAUAUCUUCAAUAGUCGCAUAUAUUUAUUAUGCAUGCUCGUCGAAUAGGUGAAUUAUUGCGAUGCGUAAACUAUGACGUCAUAUCUAUCAUGUAGGAAACCCCUAACAUCUCUGACCAAUGUAUGGUUUCACCAGGAUUAUGUCAUUUUUUAAGCAAACGUUAGCUCAUAUUUUGCAUCUGCUCUAUUGCAAUAAUUUGCGUCGUCUAAAAAAAUAGUUUAUCACCUGGUUAACCAUGUUAACACGCAUGUAAAAAUGCCUACACAAAAGCGAAAUAUACUUUGUUCACUCGUCACCUUGAUCUCCGAGAUCACUCAAGAAGCCCUCCAUAGAAUGUACUGAUGUGAAAAAAGUAAAGAAUUGAAUGAAGUUGGUAACGUUCAUCAGCUAAAUAGAAGAGAUUUACGUUUCAUCAUUUUCUUUUUGUGAUUGGAUGCCAUUUUGUGCGAUAUUGUAUUGUAUGUUUGCCAAGUUUAAUUGAAAUGCUUUUUUACGGUUUUUUUGUUGUUGUGCUUAUUCAAUAAAAUUAUAAGAAUGAAGUCGUUCUUCCAAGUCUUAAGAAAGAACCUUUUCUCGAUCCACCCGUAUUUCUAACUUUUAUGGAACAGUACUGAAAGUACUAGUUCUGCAUACUAAGCCCUUAUGUUACACGAAUUUGCCACCUUGUAUAAAGGGAAUUAGUAUUCAUUUAUUCUCACUCCUGAAAGGAAGAUUUUGUUUUCAAAACAAAGUUCCUAUUGCUUUUAUAUAUUCUCGCAAAGAAUAAGUAAUUUUCAAAAACAAACGGACUCAAAAUUUUUCAUUGGUCAAUGUAGCACUUUCGGGCAAUUUAUCUUCCUGCCGAUUGCCGGCGAGCUGAACUUUAUUGUCGUCUUGAUUUCAUUAACAUUAGAGGUCGUCGCAGUUUUGACGAUCACAUUGUUUGCAUUGUUUGCAAUACCCUUUCAACACCCACUUUCGCCCGUAGCCGCCAGUAUUUUCGUCGAUUAGUAGUCGAACAUGGAUCACGCCUUCAUUUUAUUAACUUUAAUAACCUUGGCAGCUCUUUGCUUUAUUUGCUUUCGUUCCUCUCAAAGCACAGAAGGCAUCCCAUUUCCAAUCUGCGACGUUGAGCUUAUGGUCAAUUUAUGUUUUCAUCGAUUGUCUUAUUAAUAUCAAUGGUCUUCCCAGCUUUGGACAUCAAAAUUCUUUUCAAUUGCCUUUCAGUAUCCACCUUUGUUCAUAGCAUCCUCUUCGUACAGAAAUAAUGCGUCUUUCAAGUUGCGAUGCUUUUCGAACUCGUAUCGGGAAAGGAAUGCCUUUUCCUUCCAUCCUAAAAAAACUAAAUAAAUUUUAUAUAUGUAUAGUAUACAUAGAAUUUUAUGAAUACUUGCAAUGAAUAUCUCGCUAAAAUGUGGACAUAUGUUUCAGCUUUCAUUUAAUUUCCGACAUUAUGUAUAUUCGAAAGAUGAAAAAAAUCGACUCUUGCUAAGCAUCGAAAUUACGAUGAAGGGUUCAAAAUUAUCCAUUUUGAAAAUCGCUUCAAAGUUGUAUUUAUUACUUUUCACAUAACUAACCCAUCCUCCUUAAGGAUUGAUUUCAUAAGACUGAACUAAGUUGAUUCAAGUAUCCAGCGUCUAAGUGAUUUGCAGAGACAGUGAAAAAGAGAGAGAGAGAGAUACGUAUCUUCGUCUGGAGAAACUUUGACACAAUCAUCUUUCAUAUGACUUGGGGAUAUUUUAUGCAAUGUUGAUCUUAUCUAUUGAAUACGUGGACGAAAGUAUAAAAUAAAAUAAAUUGCGAAUAUGAGCAGUUUUGAUAGUGGGAAUGUAAGCGAAAGCAAUCAACAUCAACAAAAAACCAAUUUAACAAAAACAGCAACAAUAGUUAAAGUUGAAAACGCUGAAGACACAGCUGCAAGCAAUUUCAAUAGGACCCAUGAAAAAUUGGAUGAAAACGAAAGAGUAAUAAUAACAUACAAACACAGAGUUGUAGACGAACAGUGCCCGAUUGGCGACAAUAAAAAAAAAGUUGACAAUGACGGCGAACUUGAGGGCGGCAAUUGUGCAAUUACCGGUAGCAAGGACGCCAAUAAGAUAGAGAGAGAUAAUGCGGUAUAUCAAAACGUUAAUCUAAUUGGGAAAGUCCCAGCGAAGGACUUCAAAACUGAUGAAAACCCAUCUAUGGAGUUGUCGGAAACAUUUAGAUUAGGUGUUCCAAUUUGUGGUAAUGGAGAUAACCCCAAUCCGAUUGAAGCACAAUUACCUAUAGAUUGUCCUCCUACCACAAUAUCGAUUCGGGAAGGGAAAUUGUUAUUAGCUGGAGACAAUCUGUCAGUGGAGUCAUCAACUGAUGAGAAGCAAUAUGUUGCGACUGAAAAUAAAAAUUUCACAGAAUUGGAUACGGUAAACGCUAAAUCGAUAGAUGGUGGUGGUCCUGUGUUCAAAUGUGAAUUUAACAAAAGUGUGACAUUGAUGAAAACUUCCUCUCAUACGUCUACGUCUUUGACGCCAACGACAUUACCGCCCUUACCAACUGCGAAUAAGUUUAACAUAUCGCAUACAUCCAGUGACCCUUCAUUUGGUUUGAAAUUACGUCAAACUCAUCAGCACAAUGUUGUAAAUGAAAGCAGUCCCAGUUGGCGACCAGACACUUCUGGACCAUAUAGCAGUGUUGUCAAAUCUGGUACCAUGAGUGAGUCGGCUUCACCAAAUUUGACACGAAAGACAUCAGUUAGUACAGUAUCGUUGCCUAGGCGUGUUUCUUUUCCCAAAAGCGAUAACGAAUUGGUAACCGGCUACUUAGAACCUGCAAAUCCUUGGGAACAUGUAUGCAUGGUUAAAAGCAUAUCCGAAAUUGCCGAACUAUAUGUGACGUCGUGUCAGAAGCACAACACAAAACCUUUGCAGUGCGUCUUGGAACAUCUUAAAGGCGUCGAUUUGCAAAAUCAAUUGAGGCAACCGCUCCUGUCGUUAAAAUCAGUAAAACUCAGACCAAGCGACUGUGAAGCAUUAGAAGAAGUUUUUAAAAGGGUGCAGUACAAAUCAAUCGACCUCUCAAAUUGUGAAUUGGAUGAGACGGCAGCAAGUGCUAUCUUUGAAAUGAUAGAAUAUUAUGAGGCCACUAAUGAAUUAGAUAUUUCGUCGAAUCCUAGUGGUAUGACUCAUCGCGGAUGGGUAUCGUGCAAUUAUAUGAUUGGUCACAGUCAGGAACUUCAGGUGCUUAAUGCAGAAGGAAAUCCAAUUUCAAAAAUGAGUGCCGAUAAUUUGGGUAGUGCGUUAAGCACGUCAAAUUUACAUACGUUAAAAUUAGAACAUUGCGGCCUCCGGGGAUCGCCUUUAUCUAAUUUGAGCUUCAAAUUACGACAUAAUCGUACGUUGAAAGAGCUUUGGUUGGGUUACAACGAUUUGGAUUGUAAUGAUGCCGAUGCAAUAGCAGAACUGUUAAAGGUGAAUCACUACUUAGAGUUAAUCGACGUAAGCAAUAAUAAUAUGAGAGACGAAGGCUUACGUCAUAUUGUCAUGGCGUUAAUUAUGCAGUCGAAGGAAUUGGAGAGACGUAGUACAUUUAAACGUACGGCAGCAAUCGAUGAUGAUGACAGCGCGCUUCAGGCAGAACCAUUGUUCCAAGAUGAUUUGAAAAGUUGUAAGAAUGAAUGGAAAUCUAAUGAUAGAGUGUCACGUGAUAUAAGCAGUCCUGAGCCAUUAGAAACUAGAGACGAAAAAGAUGAAGAUAACUAUGUCUCAAGCAUUGAGAGCGAAAUUCAAGUAUCGCAAAGUGAUGUGCGGAGUGGAGGAGGUGAUUGUGAUAUGAGAACUAAUGAAAGAGAAUUUUUGGAUAAUCCAUCCAUAUUAGAAGAAAUCGAUGGAGACGAGGACACCGAAGAUACAAUUCGAUCCAGCACCGUAAAGAAUUCCUCGCAAAAUAGCGGCCAAUCGAUGCUAGACAAAUUGCUAUCAAUGAACAGUGAAAGCAGCAGUGAAGAUGGAACUUCUAACCUUUCCACAGAUACAUUAGCAGCUUGUUGCUCGGAAGAUACAAGUCUAAUUUCAGAUGAUAUACUUGAUGCGACAACAAACAUCUCUAUUUCAAACACAAAUGCAAAUAUUAAAGCACAAACAUCAGAAGAAAGCAAUAUUGCUCCAUUUACAAUGCAGCCAACUGGUGCAUCAUGUCCCAAUUUAAUUCAAUCCACUUCAAUGGUGUUAUUAGACACAUUGGAUGAUUACAAAAGUAGAAGGGAUGAUAGCUCCAUUUCAGUCACGUUAGGACCAUCAACUGUAGAUACCAUUUCCGAAAGCCAAAACAAUAACCUAACAAAUAACAGCACUAGUCCAAAAAACAAUCGAUUGAAUAACAAUAUUGUUGCCGCUAGCGAUCAGUCGGAAAUAUUCGAAGUAGCCGCAGAAGAAGGCUAUUGUAUACAUUCAAGUGGUGCUGAUGUUAGUUCUAAGGAACAUCAAUCUCUUAUGCAGCAUCAUUCUGCCAGCAAAGCUUUGGAUGUAAAUAAAAAUACAAAAAUAAUUGAGGAUUUCGACGAUACACACAGUACGGAUUCAGCUUUUGAAAGUGCCUCCGAAGGUGAUAUAAGUCGACAUUUGCCUGAAGAUUUUACCCGCUUAUCUACAUCACUAGAGAGUUCUCGGCUGGAUGUUUUAGGAAAAGAACCUGCUAUAGAAACGGCGACUAUUGCCUCUGAAUCGAAUGAGUGUUUAAUAGCAGCAGCAGUAAGUGCAACGACUGCUUGCACGCUAACGCCUUUUAAUCCACCUUUUGCAAGAAUACAAAAGCAAUUAGCAGAAUGUGAGCGAUGCGUGAAUAUGUCUGCCAGUAAUUCUUGUCUGUCCACCUCGCUUCCUGAUACUACGACAGCAACGCCCACCGUUAAAUUAAAUUUUGGUUCUUUAGAAGAAAGUACGAACUUGUCGGUCGAACCUAUUCGAGGAAUUAAGGAAAAUAUACCUAAAGUUACCAUUUCUGAAGAUAAUAUGACUUUAAAAACGAAAUCUAUUGGCGGAAUAAUGCCCACUUGCAGUCCUACACCGCCUCCACCUUCUACAUCUCCGGGCGGUUCUAGUAGCGGCUUACGGCGAACGGAGUCUUCUUGUGCCUUUCUAACUCAAUCUUCUCGAACGUGCUCUCAAAGCACGGACAGUUUGAGUAGCGAAAAUUCUUUGGAUGGCAGUAUAGGCAGCGGCGAUAUAAAUUUUUCUUCCUCGGCGCAGCUUAAUGAAAAGCUAACUAAAAAUGAUACGCUAACACGUCAGCAAAGGCAGAUGGACGUUUUGACGGAGAGUACACAUCGUGCUCCGAAUGGUUUAAAAGCCUUGUCUAUUUGGAAUAACAAUCUGACAAAAGAGGCGGGCCUUUAUAUUUCGGAUCUGUUGGCGGAGACAGUCUCUUUGGAGCUACUCAAUAUUGGCAAAAAUUGCCUAUCUAAUGACUUUGUUUCGUCCAUUAAAGAUAGUCUCACUAAAAAUACGACGUUAACUACGUUAGGGUUGCAAAGCGCGCACCUCAGUGCUAAAGGUAUAGAGACAUUGUCCUCUAUACUGACAUUUGGCGGCAACAGCACCUUGCAACGUAUUGAUAUACGUGACAAUAAACUCGAGGUGGAGAGUUUAACUACAAUUGCUGAAGUGCUCAAAUCAAACACAACUAUUACUCAGAUUGAUAUUGACGAUGAGUCCAAACGAUUAUCGGUUGGUAGCGAUGCGCAUUUGGAUUAUGCACGUGUUUUAGAAAAUGUGCGGUCUAUGUGCUCCCGAAACGAAAAAGCCCAAAUUCAAAUGCAAGCUGAAAGGACUAUUGCCAAUACUGUUGGAAGGAAAAGAGGAGGUUAUUAUUUGGGAUCGCGUAAAAUAUCGUUAACCUGUCACGGUCGACCAAUUGGUGAGAAUAUUAAUAAAAAUGUGACGGGAGGACCACAACUAUCGAACAGUAAAUUAGAAGUGAAACGCAAACCAGGAACACGUUUGCGGUCCCCAGUACCCAGUCCUCCAUCUGUGUCGCCCUCCUCUUCUCCUAACCGAGCUAGCCGCUUUCAAGUUUUCCGUGUGGUAGAAGUUAGUCCGCUCACAUCACCAAUGGGUCAAAAAACACUUGGUGGAAAUGUUACGAAAGCGGCGUCUAGUAGCAGCGUCUCAAUACCUGCGACGGAAGGAAACUAUCAGUCUCAACAUUACCCAUCUUUAAGUACUCUUUCGUUGCCCACCUCCUCUUCUUUGCCGUCGAUGACUACGAUAUCUUCGUCAACGCAAUCUAUUAAGCGUUUGUCGAUUUCGCCGCGAUCCCGUUUUCAUGUUAAGAAAAUUUACGAGGAUCCUAUGGUACCAUUGGCUCAUCGAACAGUACCGCCGAUUAUUCCUCCUAUAACACCACUACACGCUUCUAAUGCGAUUAAAGGUACAAAGGAAAGCACAAACCCUAAACUAGAUAUAAACAAUGUAGAGUUAGACACUAAAGUACUUCAUAAUUUACCAGAUUUAGUGCCAUCUUCUACGACCUCUGCUUUUUCAUCAACGUUUACAACUACCAACACGUAUUCUCUUCCGACGACGUCGUUAUCUCUCGCCACCAUAUCGCCUUUACAAUACACUGUUGCACCUAAUGCUGUCGUAAAUGAUAUCAAAACUGAACAAAGUACAAAUACAACUAUUACUAUAAGUAGUAAUGUUGACGCUCACGCGGAAACGAAUAAUAUUAUUCCCUCACCUUCAACAUUAUCAUCAAUAUCGGCGUUGUCGUCUUCGUCUUCAUUGUCAGCUUCGUCCUCCUCAUCGACUUCGUCCUCAUCUACUUCGCCCGCAAGCAAUGUUGAUAGCAGUGACGUGUCUUCGGUUGCCUCCAUUGAGGCUGCAAGCCAACAAGAGUUGGUAGCAUCUGGCCAAUGUCCGCUCGCAGUAUUUAGUGACAACGACAUUACGCUAACGAAGAAUACAGUGAAUGAAGCGUUGGUCAAUGCGGCUGCAGCAUCAAUGAUAGCAACUAAAGAAAGCAGUUCUUUAAUCGAUAAUACGGAUACAGCAUCCACGUCCGAGGACAAUGUUACACCACAGUCAACGCAACGCGUUCGGAAAGUGUCUUGGAUAUCAAAUCCAACCGCGGUAGACAAACUUCUAACUCUGUUUCACAAUCCCACAACGAUUUUCCAGCGCAGCACAUCACCCGAAUCUAAAUCCGCGCCGAAUACACAAACAAAUCCAUCUACAUCGAAUGCUGCAGAGACUACAUUAGCGAUUCAACCGCAAACGGCGAAAAGUUUACUACCCUUGCGUAAACAAUCUCCGCCUUCGUGGACGAAGUUGAGCACUGACAUAUUAAACGCCACAAGUUGCGGCAAUGUUGACGUAGCGAAUACAACAACUGUGACAACUGCAGUUGCAAGUACUGCAGUUGCAGAGCAAUCUAGAUCGUUUUUGGAUGCAGCCUCUAAACAAUUUCGUGACUUCAGCAAACAAGUAUUUCGACAAAAUUUAUCAUUUGGCAAUGAAGCGAUUACCACCACAUUAACUACAACUGUUACGACAACAUCAGUCAAUAAUAUUGGAUGCAGUGCCUCUGGCCUUCUUAGUAGCAGUAUAAGCGCAACAACUUGUACUGGAUGUCCUGGUUCUAUUGAGUGUGAUGCCGGCCUUAUACCCACCGAUGUAAAACAGGAAAUUAAAGAAAAUAUUUCCCCGGAACACACCGUCAACGAAGAAACGAUACAUAGUUUUCAAAAAUUGUGCAGCACAACGGAAACAACUGAGCCUAAGGAUAUCGAAACAGCCGUUUUAGAUACAAAAGAUUGUUGCGCGAAGAAAGGAAACGAUGGUCCUCAAGAAGAACCAUCUACGCACAAUACUUAAGGAAUAUAUAAGGAGCAAAUACAAAAUAUCUUUCAAUCACAAGCAAACAAACAUAAUCACUUAAUCACAUGCAUAGAAACACAGUUUUUAUUGUAUGUUCUUUUUGUUUUGGCUAAAAAAACAAAUUUUUUUUUUUGUGUGGCAACAUUUUUGUUUGAAACAGAAUAUCUCCUUUCCUUUCAUUCUCAUGCCUUCUAUCCAUUUGGCGCGUACACAUUUUUCUAUCCAUGUAAAUUGUUGUAAAAUUAAUCCUUCAAUGAGUGAAGAUAUGUGUAUUUACUGCGGUUAGCUCUUAAGCUU